ACCGGAAGCCGAACUUACCAGGAAAGUCAGUUUCCUGGUUUCUGCUGAUUCUUGAGGCCUAGGAAGGCGCCUCCCUCUGCACACAGAAUUCAGAGACUUGAUAAUGUCCCUGUAUUGUGGAAGAGCUUGCAGGAGAAAAUCUUUUUGGUGCUGUAGGCUGCUGUCAACCUAUGUCACUAAGACACGGUAUUUAUUUGAACUAAAGGAAGAUGAUAAUGCAUGUAAAAUAGCCCAGCGUACAGGAGCAUUUUACCUCUUUCAUAGCCUGGCUCCUUUGCUUCAGAAAUCAGAGGAUCGAUACCUGGCCCCCCAACACAGCCUAUUAGAGUUGGAAAGGCUCCUGGGUAAAUUUGGACAGGACACACAAAGAAUAGAAGAUUCUGUGCUGAUUGGCUGUUCUGAACAGCAUGAAGCAUGGUUUGCUCUGGAUCUAGGUCUGAAUAGCCGCUCUUCUACAAAUGCAUCCUUACAGAAACCUGAAACAGAGACAGAGCUCAAGGGAUCUUUCACUGAGCUGAGGAAGGCUCUCUUUGAGCUGAACGUAAAGGAUGCCUCCUUGCUUUCCACGGCUUGGGCCCUUCUUCAUUGGCAUGAUGCCCACCAGUUCUGCAGCAGAAGUGGGCAGCCCACCAAAAAGAACAUGGCUGGCAACAAGCGUGUAUGCCCUUCCAAUAAGAUCAUUUAUUAUCCACAGAUGGCUCCUGUGGUGAUCACUCUGGUGUCAGAUGGGACCCGAUGCUUACUCGCUCGCCAGAGUUCCUUUCCCAAGGGAAUGUAUUCUGCUUUGGCAGGUUUCUGUGAUAUAGGUGAAAGUCUGGAAGAGGCUGUCCGGCGGGAAGUUGCAGAAGAGGUGGGAUUGGAGGUGGAAAGACUGCAUUAUUCUGCAUCCCAACACUGGCCCUUUCCUAAUAGCUCACUCAUGAUUGCUUGUCAUGCAACUGUAAAGCCAGGGCAGACAGAGAUCCAGGUAAACUUGAAAGAACUAGAAGCAGCCGCCUGGUUCAGUCUUGAUGAGGUGGCCACAGCCCUAAAGAGAAAGGGCCCCUUUACCCGACAGCAGGAUGGGAUCUUACCAUUCUGGUUUCCACCCAAGUUUGCCAUCGCCUACCAAUUGAUGAAAGAGUGGGUAGAACAACACAGCUGUUCUUCCCUGCCUGCUUAGCUCAGAUCAAGCCACCUAGAUCUCUCCUCAGUAUCCCUGAGGGGCAUAUCAGACUGAUUGAUAAAGGGGAGGUGACAAAAGGCCAUCUCAAGGCCAGCCUCAUAGUAAGUCACAGUAGAAGUUUAACCUACAGUGAAGCACCUCUACCAGCGAUGUUAAUGAAAGAAAUUCCUAUUAAUGGGCAAUCAAAAAUGCCAAUGUGAGAAGAAAAACUUAUUAGCUAUCAACUGUCAAAAUCAGUGGGAAGCAUCAUUUGGAUGUAGGCUCCUGUUCACCCAUUUUUUCUAGGCCUUGGAAGCAAACAUCUUCUGAAAUGUUGAUGGUGGGUUUAUACUAACUGUCAAAAUGUGCCAGGUGUAAUUAUGGUUAAAAGUUUUAUCUUCGUAUUGAAAGUACAUAGCAAAUUGCAAGUCACUUAUAAGUACUUUUUAAUCCUCACAGAACUAAGAAAAAUAGCACAAAACAGCAUUUUUCAGUUGAUGAACAGUUAAUUAUCUUGUACAUGGUAGUUAAAAUCAUGACAUUUCUUUAAGUUAUCUGAAGUGGUGAGGAAAGUGGUUGUUAUGUCUUCUUCUGACUACACUGCAUUGAACUAGAUGAAGAGAGGUUAUGUUUAGGUGGUUGUUGAAUCUUAAGUUAGGCUCAAGGUGGUAAGUCUUUUUUGCUGUUCUCAGUUGUUACUUGCUGUUUGUGACCCAGGGAAAAGAUCAUCAUUUCCUUAAUGUAAAAUGGUCACUGCUGUUUGCACACUCAAGAUAAUACUGAUUUAUUUCAACAAAGGGAUCAGUGAGGAUGAACAAAUGCCAAAACCAAACAUUUCUUGAGCUUUAUGGGAUAAACUAAAUUUAGGAUUUCUCACUGUUCAUUUAUGCCACUUUGGAAGACAAAUUUAUUUGGGGGAAAUAAAAUAAAUUUCUCCAUCUUUAUUCAGAUGUAUUUUUCUGUGCUCUGAAGUGAUGAAACUGCAGAAAGCAGAAUGGGGGUAGGAUUUCUUUACUGGUAUAGUGAAAUGUUUGAGUCCAGGUUUGGAGCUUAUGGAACAACUGAAGCAAUGUACAGAUGAAAUACUGUUAGAAGACAGGUUGAAAAAAGGAAUUGUUGGGGAAAGAGUCGUACCUUCCUUUGAUUUCAGGCCCUAACUUGUGAUUAAAGACACAAGCGCCAGAGACUGUCUAAGAUUAUUCACACAUCAGUGUCCCAUAGGUCUAAGUAAAAGGGAUUCUGGAAGAAGUGGAAGCACUGAAUUUCCUUUUGACCCUUUGGGGAAAUCAAAGUGCCUUCAUCAGAAAAUGCUGAGGGAUAAUGAGAUGGGACUUGAUUGUUUUCUUAGAUUGGCAGCUUGCCCUUAACCUGGGCUGAACCUUAGCAGGUAGAAGGGAAAAGCACUCUCAAAAGAGAGGUCCUGAAAUUUCUUCAUAUCUUGCAGUUGGAAGUUCAGGGUCCAUGUGUAUUACCCUUUCCCAAUCUUUUCUGUCUCUGUGGGAGUGUUUGUGAGUACAUGUGUACACAUCCCCAGUUGGAAAAUACUGAUAGGAGUAUGCAGGAUUCCUGGUUGUGAGUUUCUCAAACUUACCAUGGAGUAACUGUUUGCUUUUCGAUUAAUGUGUUUUUUUGGAAAAGAAAAGAUGAAAGUACAGAGGCGGCUAAUUGGAGAAGCUGCAACAAUGAACUUUGUUUCCCAGCAGUGAGUGGGAGGAGGGCUUUGCUAUAGAAUUCCAAGGAUACCUGAAAGUAGAGGCAGAAGAGGACAGGAGUGGGGAGCUGGGUACUGAAAAUGGAAGAUAAGUAAAGAAAACUUUGGCAUAGGGCUUACUGCCUGGAGAAUAUUUAUGUGGCAAUAAAUUAAGAAACUGUUAAGGACAAAGAAGAAUCCAUUAGGUCCAUGAUGCAGAAUACCAAAAGGUAAAACAUUAAAACUGGUAAAACAUUAAAACAGGUAAAACCUUAAAUAAGUGCAUUUGUCAUCAGAGUAAGCCUGGCUCAGGGUAAGUCAGCCCUGGCAACUGGAAUAAAAAGAAACUAAUUCAUUCCUUA
Choloepus didactylus (southern two-toed sloth) is the source of this 3196-nucleotide messenger RNA. RefSeq names its product nudix hydrolase 13 (gene NUDT13). The transcript is spliced from 9 exons. Bases 104 to 1162 code for a protein of 352 amino acids. NCBI's taxonomy places the organism in Eukaryota, Metazoa, Chordata, Mammalia, Pilosa, Megalonychidae. Gene Ontology annotation, molecular function: metal ion binding; hydrolase activity. The record is from RefSeq and is a predicted model, not a curated record.